AAGGAAUUCUAUAGUCCAAGUGAAAACGUGCAGCAUGUUCGUCAAGCUAAUUCUGAUCGUUUCGAUGUUCAGCUUUGUCUGUGUACAAAGCAUCGAGAACAAAGCUCAGCAGUUAUCGUUACUCGCUGAAACUAAUCCUGAUACCAGCCUGGACACUGAUGCGGCCGUAAUUAUCUCAUCUAUUUCUCACGAAGAACGAGGGCACGCUCUUCGAGUAUCUACAACAAACAAGAGCCCGGUUAUAACAACGGGCGAUGAAUAUGUAAUGAUACAUUCGAAAUUGACAAAUCCCAAGAAAAGGGCGACAGAUUAUAAGGAACAUCGUGAAACCGAUUUACGACCUGGAUGUUGCGGUUAAACCAUCAAACGAACUAUUCAACAACAAAUUCUGCCUUUAAAAAGUAUUUGCGUAUUCGAAAUGGUAAAUAACAAUAUCUGCAUAUUAUGAAUAUGUUUUAUCUCUUUAGUUUCUUCACGA
This is a messenger RNA of Heterotrigona itama, 478 nucleotides long. Lineage: Eukaryota; Metazoa; Arthropoda; Insecta; Hymenoptera; Apidae. The record is from the annotation of a GenBank genome assembly.